Messenger RNA from Micromonas pusilla CCMP1545, 2125 nucleotides. RefSeq names its product phospholipase. The transcript is spliced from 2 exons. Gene Ontology annotation, biological process: release of sequestered calcium ion into cytosol; phosphatidylinositol-mediated signaling; lipid metabolic process. NCBI's taxonomy places the organism in Eukaryota, Viridiplantae, Chlorophyta, Mamiellophyceae, Mamiellales, Mamiellaceae. Gene Ontology annotation, molecular function: phosphatidylinositol-4,5-bisphosphate phospholipase C activity. The record is from RefSeq and is a predicted model, not a curated record. The coding region runs from base 1 to 1773 and encodes 590 amino acids.
AUGGGGGAGUCGUCAUUUUCCUUCGGUGGAUCCUGUAGAAAUCGGCCAAGUUUUCUAAAACUUUAUUUUUAUGUUCAGGGCUUAAGUUGCAGUGGCCGACUUCCUCAGGCUUUUAGUCCCGAAUGCGAUGUUGCCGCGAUUGUGUUCAGUGGAUUUUUUGAUGAGACGAAAAGGGCCAUAAGCAAAGAAUCCCUCAAGAACUUUUUUAGAGAUUCACAAAAGGAAAAAGCUCCAAAAUUCAACAGGGAUGCCUAUGACAUUGAAGAAGCUCUAAGGGACUUUGUUCUCACUGGUGACAACCUAAUCAUCGGCAAGUGCGUUGUGGACGUGUCUUCAAUGAAUGAACCAUUAUCGCAUUACUUCAUCAAUAGUUCUCACAAUACAUAUUUAUCCGGUGAUCAGCUUUUUUCAAGGUCUUUGACUUUUGCAAUAAAGCGAGCACUUUUACAUGGUUGUCGUGUCAUCGAGCUUGAUUGCUAUGACGGAGGAAGAGAAGGACCGGUUGUCAUGCAUGGCAUCACCGCAACGCAAUCAAUAACGUUUCGCAAUGCAUUAAAAACUAUAAAGCAGGAUGCACACACAACCUCUGAGUAUCCAGUCAUCAUUACAAUGGAGAAUCACUGCUCUAAAUUAAAACGAGUUGAGUUGGCUAAGAUUUUGCUUGAGGAGCUCGGAGACAAGCUGUUCAUACCGCUUUCAUUACAUUUGAACCAAUGGCCUUCACCUUCAGAACUAAAAGGCCGCAUACUGAUACGAGAUAAAAUCGGGACUAAGCAGGUACUUCGUGAAGCGUCAGGCUCGCCAUACCUUGUCAGGACGCAACCCAUUCCAAUUUGCAGGCGUUUCGUCGACAAUGCUGAGGAUAUCGCGAGGUUUGAAAUUUCAGAUGAUGUCACUAACCGGGAAGAACCUUGCGAAGCAUUUUCUUAUUUUAAUUUUAAGUUUAUGAGGUCGACAAAUUCUUAUGAGCCACCAACACCUUCAUCAGAAAAGGUAAAGCAGCAAGUAUGCAAUGAAAUGUUCAAAUCACUAAUAUCCAUCGAAAAUAUUAAAAUCAAGGUAAUCAAAGAAGCUUUAGAAAUUGAGCGCGUGAUCUCGUGUUCAUGGGACGAGUUGACGCUAAAUAAUCGUAAAUGGGCGUUAGAUAAAGCCACCAUGCUUGACUUUACCGGGAGACACCUUCUAAGAUGUUACCCGAAUAGGCGUCGCGUAACUUCACAGAACUUUGAUCCCUCUUUAGCAUGGUCCAUGGGGGCUCAGAUGGUUGCAUUAAACUUUCAGACAAAUGACCUAGCCAUGUGGUUGAAUCGAGGAAAGUUUGUCGCAAAUGGAGGUUGUGGUUUCGUUCGCAAGCCAGAAUAUCUUAUUGAUCCUAGCGUUCCAGCACCGUCAGAGCCUACCCGUGUACUCACUAUUACAAUUAUUGCUGGCAGUGGCUGGGAAAUUCUCGAGCACAGAACUCAUGCAAGUGCUCCUCAAACUUAUGUCCGCAUUACUAUUGCUGGGAACGUGAAAGACUUCAAGUCAUGCACAAGCUCGGUUUCCACUAGCCACAGUCGCACGUCAGAUGCACAACCAUUUUUCAAUGAAACUUUCGAAUUUCAUCUGAUAGAACCAGAUCUGGCUCUGGUAUUGUUCACAGUUCAUGAUAAGUCAGUCAAAACACCAGAAAUGUUUCUAGCACAGCACUGUAGCCCUGUUAACUUGCUUCGUUCAGGCACGAGAAUUUCGCCUCUUUACUCUGCAGAAGGCACCUGCCUAAGUAGGGAAUAAUAUAAGCGUUUACAUGUAUUUCAGAUUAUCUUUAUUGAUGUUGAAAUUUGUCCCAUGGAAGUACUGGAUUUACGACGACAAAGUAAUUGAAUAGUUCAUCGAACAAAGCAGCGUUUUUUAAUAGUUUUCUAACAUUUCUUUUGUUCUGAUUGAACCCUUCAUGAUGGCGAACGAAACACGGUGUGCCUAGUCGUCAAAAUCGAGAAUAGACCUGUUCAGAUGAGCGGCCACCGUUUUCCUCGGCAAAGUGUGUGUUGAAAGAAAAGAUAUUAGCUUCCCAUAAUAUGCACAGGUAAGUAGUCGCAAGGUAGAGAACAUGACUUUUUUUAUCACGCAAAAGGUGCUGAACAUU